AUGAGCAACGUGCAAGAACAGGUGAGACACGUCUUUCAAAUGUCGCCGUCAGGCUCCGUUCAUGUUGGCUGGCACAAGGAAGCCAAAGCUUCCGGAUAUGCAGAUCGCACGAGUCGAAGCGUGAAUCGACCGCUUAAGCGUCUCACCGGUGCGGUUUUGACUUGGUCGAGGAGCUUCGUCUAUACUAUACGCAUAUGCCGUGACGAGUCUCGACGCCUUGCACCGGGUGCGUGUUGCGGCCCUCUCCUUCCCUCAUGCCAGCCGUUCCGACUUCCAAUGCAGGGGUACGACAGCGGACGAGAUCCGCUUGAAAAUGACAGCCGCGACGACAGGGCGGUGAUGGAGCCAUCAUCCGGCACAUAG
Pseudozyma hubeiensis SY62 is the source of this 363-nucleotide messenger RNA. RefSeq lists its product as hypothetical. The transcript has a single exon. The coding region runs from base 1 to 363 and encodes 120 amino acids. Lineage: Eukaryota; Fungi; Basidiomycota; Ustilaginomycetes; Ustilaginales; Ustilaginaceae. The record is from RefSeq and is a predicted model, not a curated record.